AUGCAUUUUACCGCAGGCCUUGAAGGUAGCCGGAGUAUGGGCGCGGAGUAUGGGUGCCUUCCCAGCACCUCUCAAGCCCUGUACGUGAUCCUCUUAAUAGUGCUGGUCAGGAUGAGCUUGGUGUUUGGUAAGUGGCUCUAAAGGCCUCCUGGUAAUUUUGAUCCUGAAUUCCCUCAUCCAGUUCAGUUCCCCAAAUACCUGCGCUGCUAUCGAUGCCUCUUGGAGACCAAGGAGUUGGGAUGCCUUCUGGGAUCUGACAUCUGCCUCGCCCCACCUGGCAGCAGCUGCAUGACUCUCCUCAUAAAGAACAGUGACGGUUCUGACAUCAUGGUGAGCGACUGCCGCCACAAGGAGCAGAUGAGUGAUUGUUCAUAUACCCGCUCUUCUCCAGUGUUUGGCUUCUGGAUAUUUUCUCGAUGCUGCCUCCGGGAGUUCUGCAAUAACCCUCAGAACAGAGUUUUCUACAUUCCUUAGAAUUUCUGCAAAGACUUUUGGAAUAAAAUCCUGCCAGUUGCCAUCCAUCUUCUUGAUUUCCAGUUGGCUGGCACAGCCAGGACAACUUCCAGUCCUUUUUACGAGCCCUCCCUGCCUCUCUCAAGUUACUGGCCCCCAGCCCUGUCUCUUAGUUGACACCCCUCAACCUCCCCCACUCCCACUCUGCCCCUCCCCCAGAAGUCUGAGUUUUCCCUUCAAGUCCUCAGGGUCUGACAGCUUUUGUCCUCUUCUCCCACCUCUCAGCUGCUUCUUUGCCUGGCUUUGCCCCAUCUCCCACCACAAGCCAGUCUCACCUCAAGUCCCCAGGUGUUCCUCCCAAAUAAAUUGGUGUACACUCUAUGGCUUGUCUCUCUUCUGGUAGUGGUGGAGGCUGAGGUCCUGCCUGACUGCCCCACUGUGGCAGCAGGUAAAGGGCUCCUGCUCUGCUGAGCUCUGAUCCUGCCUGGUCUCCACAUCUUGGAUUCAGUUCUAGGCGCAAAACAGUGAAAAGGAACUGGAAGCUCCGCACCGCAAAGGCAAAAAGGGCAGUGGGGUGAAACCCAGAGCUGUGUGAGGAUUGGAGGGGAGGUCCACAGGAGGAAAACAGGGAUGCUGGUGGGAGUGGAGCUGAGAGGCAUGGGCCCAGGCAGAGGGUAGGGGAGGCAUUCUGUGGAAGUCGCUAAGUCUAGUGGAGCCCAGGCCUGAUCCUGGGCUCAGCUUCCCACUUCAACGGUGUGAGAAAUUACUGCAGAACUUUGGGCCUUGGGCUCCUCAGCCUGAGACUGUCCUCCAGUUUGACUUGCUAGAGUUGUAUAAACCCAGACUUCUUUCUACACUGAGGUCAGAGGUGAUGAGGAAAGGUGCACCCAGGUUUUUGUACCUCCUAACUUCUUCCUGACCUUUCAAACUAUAUUGGCACUUCCUGCCAGAGCCAUGAAGCUCUGUUAACAUAUGUACAGAAUAUUGUGUAAGUGCUUGCUGUAGGAUGCCAUUUGUAUCAAAUGCCAACCAAAUUCCUCUAAGCAGCUAUUACUCAGGACAACAGCAACCAGGCUGAGUUGGGAGAAGUGCCUGGGAAGACAGGAUACACAAGGAAGCUCCGGGUGGUGAUAAAGGCCUUUAUACUGACGAGGACUGGUAACACAGCUGUGUGGUUUACAAAAACUCAAGUUAUAGUAUGUAGAAGCUUCUGUACGUUUUGCCAAAAAGGUUUAAAGAUAGGCCACAGGGUCACCUUGCCUGGCUCAGUUGGCAGAGCACAUCACUCUUGAUCUUAGGGUUGUGAGUUCGAGCUCCAUGUUGGGGAUAGAGAUUACUUUAAAAAGUAGUAGUAAUAAUAAAUAUGUACAUAUACAAAUGCCACAAUCUAUAUGUACCUUUUCCCCCAAGGCAUGUAUCUAUUUUGGAGGCUCUAAUUUUCACUUGUACACACGCUACAUGCAUUCUUUCAAUCCUGAGGUACUAUCCCUCCUUGACAGGUGACCAAAGUGAGGCAGAAACCAACUUGCCCAAGUGGCAGAGGAGCUGGGAUUAGGCCUCCCAAUCACAAAGCUGCACUACUUUUCAUAAAAAGCACAUCCCCAGCACUGAGUUAGAGAUUCAGAAUGGCAGGCACCUGGCUGCCCACAGCAGUGUGUUUACCAGCUGUAUGGAAAAACUUAGGAAUAUUCAUUAUUGCUUUCUGUAUGCUUGUGCUUUUUCUUUUUUUUUUAAAGAUUUAUUUAUUCAUAGAGAGAGAGAGAGAGAGAGAGAGAGAGAGAGAGAGAGGCAGAGACAUAGGCAGAGGGAGAAGCAGGCUCCAUGCAGGAAGCCUGACGUGGGACUCGAUCCCGGGUCUCCAGGAUCACACCCUGGGCUGCAGGUGGUGCUAAACCGCUGCGCCACCGGGGCUGCCCGUUUUUGCUUUUUCCAAAAAUAAAAUAUUAAAAUGAAAGAUCUAACCACUGCAGCUCCAUCUGUGUAUCACUGAACAACAUCCACCCUAACUCCUUACUGAGGGGGGGUUCUGGGUGCCAGGAUCCUAAAAAGAACAGCAGGCAAGAAGCCAGGUCCCUCAGUACCAGGUAACUCAGAUACCUGGGCCGUUUGCUCUGCUCCUGAAUUUUCCUGAUUUAAAAGCAUUUUUCCUCCUCUCUUAGAUGGAAAAGCCAUCUAAGGGGUUUAACUUUCUAGGUUUUAUAGGGCAAGUUUGUUUUCAUUUUUGAUUAAAGAUUUUAUUUUGAAGCAAUCUCUACACCCAAUGUGGGGCUUGAACUUAAAACUCCAAGAUCGGCAGCCCUGGUGGCUCAGCGGUUUAGCCCUGCCUUCAGCCCAGGGUGUGAUCCUGGAGACCCAGGAUGGAGUCCCACGGAUUU
Nyctereutes procyonoides (raccoon dog) is the source of this 2828-nucleotide messenger RNA. RefSeq names its product lymphocyte antigen 6 family member G5C (gene LY6G5C). The record is from RefSeq and is a predicted model, not a curated record. Gene Ontology annotation, cellular component: external side of plasma membrane. The transcript has 3 exons. NCBI's taxonomy places the organism in Eukaryota, Metazoa, Chordata, Mammalia, Carnivora, Canidae.